Malassezia sympodialis ATCC 42132 is the source of this 516-nucleotide messenger RNA. RefSeq lists its product as uncharacterized. The record is from RefSeq and is a predicted model, not a curated record. NCBI's taxonomy places the organism in Eukaryota, Fungi, Basidiomycota, Malasseziomycetes, Malasseziales, Malasseziaceae.
AUGACGACGAGUGGCAAUGCCCUGCUUCUCAAGAAGCAGCUGAUGGAGCUGCGUAAGAAUCCCGUCGAUGGAUUCAGUGCCGGCCUGAAGGACGACAGCAAUCCGUUCGAGUGGGAGAUCAUGAUCAUUGGCCCGAUGGACACGUUGUACGAGGGCGGCUUCCUGAAGGCGGAGCUCAUAUUCCCGCAUGAAUACCCCCUCCUGCCGCCGACGAUGAAGUUCAGAACGCCCAUGUGGCACCCCAACAUCUACGCGGACGGCACGCUGUGCAUCUCGAUCCUGCAUGCGCCUGGCAGAGACGAGUUUGGCUACGAGGACGCCAGCGAGCGCUGGCUCCCUGUGCACACCGUCGAGUCCAUUCUCCUCUCGGUCAUCAGCCUGCUGAGCUCCGACACGCCCAACACGGACUCGCCCGCGAACAUUGACGCAGCCAAGCAGGUGCGCGAGGACCCUGCUGGCUACCGAAAAACGGUUCGCCGCCUCGUGCGGCAGUCGAGUGAAGAGGCCUACGAGUAG